Ostertagia ostertagi is the source of this 360-nucleotide messenger RNA. NCBI's taxonomy places the organism in Eukaryota, Metazoa, Nematoda, Chromadorea, Rhabditida, Trichostrongylidae. The record is from the annotation of a GenBank genome assembly.
AUUGUGUUCCUUUUGCAGGUUUACGAUGUCAGCUCAUUUCUUGCUGAGCAUCCGGGAGGUUUUCAAGUUAUCGCUGAACUAGCUGGAAAGGAUGCUACCGCAGCUUUCGAUGAUAUUGGGCACUCAAAGGAUGCCAAAGACAUGGCCAAAGAGUAUCUUAUUGGAAAUUUACAAGCCAACUCAUCGGGUAGCACCACAAAGUCCAGUGCUUCUGCAGAGCAAGGAUGUUCAUUGUCUUGUGCUCUCAAGAAUGUAAAGGAAGUCCUUCUGUCACCGACCUGGUCCAAUUUCCUCAUUCCAACCACCAUUGGAAUUAUAAUUUUUGUUCUUUACAAAGGAGCUGUCAAGGUGUUUGAGUGA